AUGAACCCCAGCACCCCCAGCUUCUCCACGGCUUCGUUGUAUGUGGGGGACCUACACCCAGACGUGACCGAGGCGAUGCUCUACGAGAAGUUCAGCUCAGCUGGACCCAUCCUCUCCAUCCGGGUCUGCAGGGACGCCAUCAGCUCCCGCUCUUUGGGCUAUGGGUAUGUGAACUUCCACCGGCCAGCGGACGCGGGCCACGCUUUGAACACCAUGAAUUUUGAUGUUAUAAAUGGCAAGCCAGUACGCAUAAUGUGGUCUCAACGUGAUCCAUCACUUCGCAAAAGUGGCGUGGGCAAUAUAUUCAUUAAUCACUUAGACAAAUCCAUUGAUAAUAAAGCACUAUAUGAUAUGUUUUCUGCUUUUGGUAACAUCCUUUCAUGUAAGGUGGCUUGUGAUGAGAAUGGUUCUAAGGGUCAUGGAUUUGUACAUUUUGAGACACGGGAAGCAGCUGAAAGAGCUAUUGAAAACGUGAAUGGCAUGCUUGUAAAUGAUCGCAAACUAUUCGUUGGGCAAUUUAAGCCUCCUAACCAACGAGAAGAAGAGCGCAAAGCUAGGAUAAAAGAGUUCACCAAUGUUUACGUCAAGAAUUUUGGGGAAGGUAUGAAUGAUGAGUGCCUUUUGGAUCUCUUUGGCAAGUUUGGACCUAUCUCAAGUGUGAAAGUAAUGACUGAUGAAAGUGGAAAAUCCAGAGGUUUUGGAUUUGUAAGGUUUGAAUGCCAUGCAGAUGCACAGAAAGCUGUAGAUGAGAUGGAUGGAAAGGAGCUUGAUGGGAAAAAAAUUUACGUUUCUCGAGCUCAGAAAAAAAAGGAAAGGGAGACAGAACUUCAGCACAAAUUACAAGAGAUUAAGGAAAGUAGGGUCGCUAAAUACCAGGGUGUUAACCUUUAUGUGAAAAAUCUUGCUGAUGGUAUUGAUGAUGAACGUCUCCGGAAAGAGUUCUCUCCAUUUGGUACAAUCACUAGUGCAAAGGUUAUGAUGGAGGGCACUCGCAAAAAGGGGUUUGGGUUUGUAUGUUUCUCCUCCCCAGAAGAAGCCAGUAAAGCAGUAGCAGAAAUGAAUGGCAGAAUCUUGGCCACCAAGCCAUUGUAUGUAUCCUUCGCUCAGUACAAACAAGAGCGCCAGGUUCACCUCACUACCCACUAUAAGCAGAAAACAGAAACUCCGACAGCUGUGCCCGACCCAGUAACCACCCCCUGCCAGCCAGCACCUCCAGAUUACUUGAUGGUAGCUAAGCCACCGACUCAGGACUAUGCUGCAUACAGUCCUCCUAGCCAAGUUGCUCAACCAACACCAAGUUCUUGCUGCAUUGAUGAGAGUGCCAUACCUCAUCCAUUCCAAAAGAUGCCCAGCGCUGUUGACCCAGCCACUCCUACAACCAUGAAACCAGCUUCUUCACAGCUUCCACAACCAAUCUCAACACAGCCACAGUGUGUUGCUAACACAUCAACACCCACAGUGAGUCCACAUCCUGCUGCUGCAGCUACUCCUGCUGUCCGCACCAUUCUACAGUAUAAAUAUAAUGAAGGAGUUUGCAAUCCUCAACAACUUAAUGCACAGCCACGAGCUACCGUGAAGCAGCCUGCUGUUCGUGUACAAGGUGGGAAGUCUUUGAUUGCUUCCAGGUUGGCAUCUGCCUCCCCUGAAGAGCAAAAGAAAAUGUUGGGUGAAUGGCUAUUUCCUCUAAUUCAAGCCAUACAGCCUACUCUUGCUAGUAAAAUCACUGGCAUGUUGUUGGAAAUGGAUAAUUCAGAACUUCUUCUUAUGCUUGAGUCUCCAGAGUCUCUCUGUUCUAAAGUUGAUGAAGCUGUAGAGGUACUACAAGCCUGCCUGCCUCAACAACCUGAGAAAAAACCAUUAACAGUGCCACCGGGGUUCCAUCUUUAAAGUUGAUCAGGG
Messenger RNA from Miniopterus natalensis, 1899 nucleotides. Its product is annotated as polyadenylate-binding protein 1-like. NCBI's taxonomy places the organism in Eukaryota, Metazoa, Chordata, Mammalia, Chiroptera, Miniopteridae. Gene Ontology annotation, molecular function: RNA binding. The record is from RefSeq and is a predicted model, not a curated record.